AUGGACCCGCUCACAUCAAGCCGGAGAGAUCCCUUUGGAUCCUUUGUUAGGCCGCUUUCACAGUUGGAGCAGUACCUCUUUGACCAUUAUGUAACUGUUGUCACUACCCAGUAUGACUCCGAGUGUGUGAUACUUAGAGAUACGAGCUUUCACCACCAUCAGCUUAGGAUGAACUGGAUCCAGAUGGCCGUAUCAUACGUGGGUCUAUUGAGCUACGCCUUACAAUUUUCAUGCGACCAUCUUGGUGAGGUCUAUCAUUGCAUAGAUUACGCUGCUUUAGCGACGCAGUAUAAGAUUUUAUGCAUAAGUGCCAUCAAAGAGGCUAUUAGCGCACAGGAUUGCUCAGCAAGGAAUCCGGUAGUUGCCACAAUAAUAUCCCUAGCACUUGAUGAGCUUCGAACGGGGAAUAUCACUGCAUCCAGGCAGCAUGUGCGUGCACUUGCGAAAAUGGUACAAUUUUCUGGCGGGCUACAGACCCUUGGCAUGAAUGGGCUGCUGAAGCAUAUUUUUGAGAAAUUAGCCUAUGAUAUGAGGCUCCUUGAAGACGACGAAACGAGUUCUUCAGUACUGAUGGAUUUCGUCAAUCGAGGAGGAAUCAACUUGUCUAGUAUUUCAGGGCCAGUUGCGGCAUCUCACUAA
Molecule: messenger RNA, 639 nt
Organism: Trichoderma gamsii
Lineage: Eukaryota; Fungi; Ascomycota; Sordariomycetes; Hypocreales; Hypocreaceae
Exons: 3
Coding region: 1-639 (212 amino acids)
Source: RefSeq, a predicted model, not a curated record